AUGUGUGGAAAAUCAAAAUGCGGCCUGGAAAGAGAGGCCAUAACCAAGUGCAUUGGAAGUUCAAAGGAAAGAGCAUUCAUCGGGCUCGGAUGCAGGUACACGGCUAAACCAGCCUUGCUGUGCCAGGGCUACACAGACACCGUCAGCGUACAGCCCUCUCGCCUCUAUUUCCAGGACUGCGAAGAGCACUGUGCUGAGCGACCUUUGCUCCUGGGCUCGCCGUAUGAGCCGCUAAACCCCACAAAACAGCGCCAGCGUAUCUGUGAAUACCUUUCUAACUGCAGUUCGUGUAUUGGUAAUGACACAGAUGUAACAGGCUGCAAGUGGAUCAGAUGUGAAAAAGACAUGUGUGUAAAUGAAACAGAAGUAGAUGUGAAAUAUCACAACUGUACAAUUGGAGAACAGUGUUCUUUUCCUACAGUUGUUCCUCUUUCCAGUGCUACUACGCCGUCUUCCAAUACUACUACACCACCUGCCAAUACUACCACAGCGUCUUCCAAUACUACCACAGCCAGUUCUGCUACCACAGCUCAUACUACUAUAGCUAACAUCACCGAUGUAACUACACAUGCUCCUCUACCUACAACUACCGUUACUUCAGCCACCACAACAACCAGUAUUCCAGGUACAAAUGCUACUGUGACUCCUGCACCUUCUUCACGCAAAUCUACAUUUGAUGCUGCAAGUUUCAUAGGUGGAAUUGUCCUUGUUCUGGGUCUGCAGGCUGUUGUUUUCUUUCUGUACAAAUUCUGCAGGUCGAAAGACCGAAACUACCACACACUUUAGGACCUGCCACUUUAUAAUGGACUAGUAGCCCAACACCUGUAGUUCACUGAACCAAAAUAUUUUCUGUUGCUCGUGGAAGACAGCAGUUCAUAUCCUUUAAAUCUCUAAAAGAAGACUUUAAAAGAAUAUUUUUGCAACAUUAUACUUGGCAAGAGGUGAUACGAAUCUCUUCAACAGGAUUACUUGCAAUAUGCUGCAUGGGUUCUAAUGGCUGUCUUAUUUUCCUUUAGUGGCUGCUGCUGUGGGACUUUUUUUUUUUGAUAUGCCAAAUGUAGACAUUUAGAGAUUCUUAUUCAGUGGCAACACUGUCUUGAGUAGACAAUCUCAUGAUGACUUAUUGUGAAGGCUAAUUUAAUCAACAUUUGAUACAGUAUCCCUUCAGUUUUAUCAAGAUGUGAAUUAUGGGUGACUGACUUCAGGGAGUGAAAUACCAUUUAUACUAGCUUGUGGCUCUUAUAGCGUGCUGCUAGAAAGAUGAACAAAAUUGUAGAAGUAGAUAAUGUCUUAACAGAAUAACAUAACCCAUAAAUUUUUUUCACAAGAAUAAAGGUUGCCUGAUAAAAUACCGCAUUCCAAAUAGAAAUCCUGUGCCCUUUCCAAUUAAUGUUGAGAGGGGAUGUAGGGAUAAUCCUUCUAAAAGGGAAAUGAAGAUUAGUGCCUUAAAAGACUAAAAAUCAGUAGGCUGCAAAAGCGUCUCACCUAUCUCAAAGAUAAAUAAAACUAUUAAGCACUGGCUUUAUAUCAGAGAAUGGAAUACCUGUGACUUGAGCAUUCCAGUUUAAAAACUUUUUACAACUGUCCCUUAUUGACCUUGUUUGAGGGUGAGGGUGCAUGGUACAGUAAUGUUCAGCUACAAACAGAAGCUUUAAGUUGUUUACCUUUUGUUCUGGCCUACAAAGACCAACUAUAAAACUAGUGAUAAAAUUCAGUUCACUCCCUGUAUGAAAAGGCAACAGCUUACAUUUAUACUUGAAAUACUGGUGUUUGGGAAAUCCUGAGGUUUUUCUUAUUCAAAUGGUUCUUAAACUCGUCGCAAUUAACUUCGGGGUUUGGGUUUUUUCUUUUUUACCCUCCUGUAUGUCUGCUUGCUGAAGUAGCAAUUAAGGGUAGUUCAGAGGAUCUGCUGAUUCGACCCUAGUCAGGAUUGCUGUAGUCCUGGGGCUGCCAGGGCUACACCUUUUUUCUUUCCCCUCCCUCCUUCCUGGCUUCAGGUUUGUGUCACCCUGCAGUGAACUGGUUAAGGAAAUCUCUUUGGCCAAAUAGUUGGUUUUUUGUGUUCUCUUUUUUUUUCCCCUUGGCUGGAUCAGCCAUGUGAUCUGAGUAUCAAAGGUAUGUCAUCGCCAAUGUAGAUUGACUUGAGCACCUGUGAAAAUAAACCCACAGGAAAAAUGGCAGUAAAGAUAAAAUCAAGUGGUGGAUGUAGCACAUAAUACAUACAUAGCUUUUGAUGCUAUUCCUUGAUCAUCGGUUUCAGGAUAAUCUGUAGAACUGUCUUACUAGCUCUGACUUGACUGGAAUUUGGCACCCAAUACAAAAUGAUAGCAUUAAUGCAGAUAAUAGUCAUGGCAGUGGAACUUAAAUAUGAAGCAAAUUAAGUGCACUUCAGUUGGAAACUUAAAGUACACAGUGUUGCUUUCUUGUGUUCUUCUAGUUUGAAUGGCAUUGUUUCUAUUGUGCUGCAUAGAAAACUGAAAUUGCUACAAAAUACCGAAGUUACUCACCAGUACUGUAUCUUUGAGUUCAUUAGCUUUUGGUUUUCUAAACAAAACUAAGACAAUCAGCUCAGGUUUAUUAAAACAGCAGAGUGAGCAGCCAGUUUCCAGCAACAGUGUGUGUGUGGGUUAGAUAGUAUAUCCUUGGCCUUAUUGUGAAAUCACUUCAUCUGUCCUUUCCCUAUCUCGGAACUAUUUUAUUACAUUUAUUUGUUUAAAAAGAUAUCCAUGAGCUUGUAUUCUGUGCUUUGAAGUGAGCAAAACACUCUUCUAAAUUGUGACAGAGUUUUCCUUCAGCUCAGCAAAGCAAACUGUAUGCCUAGUGUGUAGUUUUUUUGGCCUCAAAGGGCUAUCUUUUGGGAAACUUGCAGAAAAGUGCUACAGAACACUUCCUAGCAUGGAAGACUUUGCCACAAAAAAGUUGUUGCUCUGUAAAGUGUUGCUAAAAUGCUUAUUCAUGAGCUAUGCUGAUCCUGAUUUAGGUUGCUGAUAAAGUAUGCUGGUAAAGCAAACUAAAAGUAAUUUUUAAAGUGCCUUAAAGUUGCUUAAUCUUUUGCCUCAAAUUUUGUUUAAAAGGGUAGAAGGGAUACCUUGCCUUAGUUAUUAAAUUUUUCUUGGUGCCAGCAAUUGCUACUUUCCAAGACUUUAGGAAACCCAGGAUCUCUGACAUGUACAGAUGCCAGUCUGAAAAACUCAAGUGUGUACUAUAUCAAUUUAGUCAUGUUCUGGAAGGCCUGCACUAUGCUCCGCUUGCUCGUUAGCCUUGCCAACAAGGUAUAAUCCACAGUUUACAGAGUUGUGGCUCGGAUUGUUUCCCUUUCAGUUGCUUGGGAGGAGGGGAGGCUGGGUUAUACAUCUUCACCAUGUGCUUGGCUGCCUCACUAUAGAAAGUAAUUACUCCUUUGUGAAAUGGCAGUAUCAGCUGAUCUGUGCUGUGUACUAGCAAAAAACCUGAAGUAACAACUUCCAGUUUUUCUUGGCCUUGUGUUUUGAAGUGGAAGGUAGCUCAUAGAUCUGUAGUUGUAUUUGCCCCUUAAUCAAUCUUAGGCACUGAACUGUAGUGACUUCAAGUUAUCUGGCUUUUUCUUGAAGCCAACUUGUGCAAAUAUCAAGCUGUUAUCUUAUGAAUGUUCUCUGCAAGUGUUGCUGUAAAAGUUUGUAUUUUGUCUUCAGUGGAAGAAAACUGAAACAGUUGUAAUCGCAAAACCAAAUUGAUAAAUAAAAUCUGUUGAAUGGAA
Molecule: messenger RNA, 3736 nt
Organism: Aptenodytes forsteri (emperor penguin)
Lineage: Eukaryota; Metazoa; Chordata; Aves; Sphenisciformes; Spheniscidae
Gene: CD164
Product: CD164 molecule
Exons: 6
Coding region: 1-786 (261 amino acids)
Biological process (GO): G protein-coupled receptor signaling pathway
Cellular component (GO): endosome; lysosome
Source: RefSeq, a predicted model, not a curated record